Pelobates fuscus (common spadefoot toad) is the source of this 2807-nucleotide messenger RNA. RefSeq names its product glycerol-3-phosphate dehydrogenase 2 (gene GPD2). Gene Ontology annotation, biological process: glycerol-3-phosphate metabolic process. The coding region runs from base 216 to 2396 and encodes 726 amino acids. Lineage: Eukaryota; Metazoa; Chordata; Amphibia; Anura; Pelobatidae. The record is from RefSeq and is a predicted model, not a curated record. Gene Ontology annotation, cellular component: glycerol-3-phosphate dehydrogenase (FAD) complex; mitochondrion. Gene Ontology annotation, molecular function: glycerol-3-phosphate dehydrogenase (quinone) activity; calcium ion binding. The transcript has 17 exons.
UUUUUUGUGACACUCAUGUCUCCUGUCCAUUCCAGGCUGAAAUGAACAGGUGGCCAGUGGAUGCUGACAGUGUGCUGCCCAGAUCUUGGUGCUGAGGAUUGCUGCAUGGUGUUUUUGCUGCUGGGGAUCAACAGCCCUCAGCCCUGAAUAGCCCUGAGGUUUUUCUGAUCUAUAUUGUAUAAAGUGUGAUUUGCUGGUUGUUAGAAGAGGAAAGAAUGGCAUUUCGCAAUGUGGUUAAAGGGACGCUUCUUGUUGGAGGAGGUGCUGUUGCAACUGUUUUUGGUCUAUCUCAGCUGACGGAUACAAGAAAAAAGUCACAUAUUACAUAUGUGCAAGCUGCGGAACCUACGAGGCAAGUAACCGAAAAAGACCUGCCAUCGAGAGAGGCUCAGUUAAUGACUCUUGAGAACACUAAAGAGUUUGAUGUGCUUGUAAUUGGAGGAGGCGCAACUGGAAGUGGGUGUGCUUUGGACGCGGUCACUAGAGGACUGAAAACCGCACUAGUUGAAAGAGAUGAUUUCUCCUCUGGGACCAGCAGUAGAAGUACUAAACUGAUUCAUGGAGGUGUUCGAUAUCUACAAAAGGCCAUUAUGAAGCUGGAUGUUGAGCAGUAUAAGCUUGUUAAAGAAGCCUUACAUGAACGUGCCAAUCUUCUUGAAAUUGCUCCCCAUUUGUCUACACCUUUGCCUAUAAUGCUUCCAGUUUACAAAUGGUGGCAGCUGCCUUACUAUUGGGUUGGAAUUAAGGCUUAUGAUCUUGUAGCCGGAAGUCAGUGCUUGAAGAGCAGCUAUAUCCUGAGCAAAUCUAAAGCCUUAGAACAUUUUCCAAUGCUGCAGAAAGACAAGCUUGUAGGAGCCAUCGUCUACUAUGAUGGACAACACAACGAUGCACGAAUGAACCUUGCCAUCGCACUCACUGCUGCCAGGUAUGGUGCUGCCACAGCCAAUUACACUGAAGUGGUACGCUUGCUCAAGAAGACAGAUUUGGAAAGCGGCAAGGAGCGCGUCUGUGGCGCACGGUGCAGAGACAUUCUAACAGGAAAAGAGUUUGAUGUUAAAGCAAAAUGUGUCAUCAAUGCCACUGGGCCAUUCACCGAUUCUAUUCGAAAAAUGGACGACCAAGAAGUGAAGAACAUCUGUCAGCCAAGUGCCGGAGUGCAUAUUGUGAUGCCUGGAUAUUACAGCCCAGAUCACAUGGGGUUACUUGAUCCGGCGACUAGUGAUGGGAGGGUGAUUUUUUUCCUACCGUGGGAAAAAAUGACUAUUGCUGGAACUACUGACACCCCAACAGAAGUUACACAUCACCCCAUUCCAACAGAAGAAGACAUCAAUUUUAUAUUAACAGAAGUGAGAAAUUAUCUUAGCACAGAUGUGGAAGUUCGACGAGGAGACGUACUUGCUGCCUGGAGUGGCAUUCGUCCACUGGUUACAAAUCCCCAUUCUGCAGACACACAAUCAAUAUCUCGCAAUCAUGUUGUUGAUGUUGGGGACAGUGGCCUUGUCACAAUAGCAGGUGGCAAAUGGACCACGUACCGUUCAAUGGCCGAGGACACCUUGGAUGCAGCAGUAAAGGCUCACAAUUUGAAAGCUGGGCCUUGCAAAACUGUUGGCCUCUUCCUUGAGGGAGGAAAAGACUGGAGUCCCACACUGUACAUCCGUCUCGUGCAAGAUUAUGGAUUAGAGAGCGAGGUCGCUCAACAUCUCGCAUCUACAUACGGUGACAAGGCCUUCGAAGUGGCGAAAUUAGCAAAAGUUACAGGAAAGAGAUGGCCAAUCGUUGGAAAGCGCCUGGUUUCUGAAUUUCCAUACAUCGAAGCCGAGGUAAAAUACGCAUUGAGAGAAUACGCUUGUUCCGCAGUGGAUGUCAUUUCGAGGCGAACUCGCUUGGCGUUUCUGAAUGUGCAGGCAGCCGAAGAAGCCCUGCCACGGAUUGUGGAUAUCAUGGCAAAAGAAUUCAAUUGGAAGGAGCAAAAGAAAAUGGAAGAAUUAGAAGCUGCAAAGCAGUUCCUGUAUUAUGAAAUGGGUUACAAAGCUCGAUCUGAGCAACUAACAGAUCGAUCGGAAAUUAAUCUGUCACCUUCGGAUGUGGACAGGUAUAAAAAGAGGUUUCACAAGUUCGAUAAAGACAAGAAGGGUUUUAUCACCAUAGUGGAUGUCCAGCGUGUGCUAGAGAAUAUUAAUGUCCAGGUGGAUUCUAAUAACCUUCAUGAAAUCCUUAAUGAGGUUGAUCUUAAUAAAAAUGGGCAAGUUGAGCUCAAUGAGUUCUUACAGCUUAUGAGUGCUAUUCAAAAAGGCUUUGUGUCAAGCAGCCGGCUGGCAAUGCUUAUGAAAAGUGCCGAGGAGAACAUGGAUCAGAGAGACCCGAUUUCAGUUGACCGCAGUGGUGGUGGCGUGUGAGUCAUUCUGAAAAUGGACGCUCUUUUCGCUUCUAUGUGCCGGACAACAUUCCAAAGCUUUUUUUGUUUUCUUUUUUGGCUGUAAAUGCUGCAAAUUUGGCACUCAGUGAAGAACUUUGUGAGCAUGCAACUUUGUGAUGACAUUCAUACGCUCAAUAUUAUUUUCAUGGUGGCUUAAAAGCAAUGCAAACCUUAUUCUAUAUGCCAUGACGUUGUCUGUGCUAGGGAAAGGUUUUUUUCUUGUCUUGUUUUCGUUUUUGAACCUACCUAGCUUACUUUAGCAAUUUUGUGCAUCUCUUCUAUAAUGUAUGUUUUACGUUAACCUUGUUCUAUUUAUAUUGGUUUUAUUUAAAAGAAUGUUUAAAAAUGCACUGAACAGGAACACUAUAUUAUACGCACAGUUGUCAGAGAA